GAUAUAAACAACUUUCUACAUCACCUUCCAGGGGAUCUGCAAGCAUGAAGGUUCUGGCCGUCUCCAUCCUCUGCCUGCUCAUUGCAGUGAAUGAAGCCGUAGUGUUAGAGAAAUGUGAUUUUGCUCGCCGUUUGAAACAGCAUGGAAUGGACGGAUACCAUGGCUACAGCCUGGCCAACUGGGUUUGUCUGGCUUAUCAUGAAAGUCGUUUCAACACUGGGGCUGUAGGACCAAGAAACAGUGACGGCAGCAAAGACUUUGGGAUUUUUCAGAUCAACAGCCGCUGGUGGUGCUCUGGGUAUGGCAAAACAAGUAAUGGCUGCAAUAUGCCAUGCGACAGCCUCACAAAUAAUGACAUCACAGAUGAUAUUGAGUGUGCCAAGAGAGUUGUCCGUGACCCCAACGGGAUGAGUGCCUGGGUAGCUUGGAGGAACUACUGCAGAGGAAAAGAUCUCUCAAGCUGGACGCGUGGUUGUGGUGUCUGAGUUGGAUGUUUCUGAAUAAAGCCCAGCAUCUCCCUUGAUUCCUGCUCAUGAAUGUGAUACUUCCCUCUGAACAAUAAAAAAUCAGCUAGUUCUUUCUAUGCAGAUAUUAGCACCCUUGGGUCCCCAUGUAGUGGAGAAAAUGGCCUUCUUUGCAUAUGAAUGUGGUUCGAAGUACAUCUGGGUGACAAAGGGUGGUAUUGAUCUUUCUUGGAAUUGUUCAUUUCUCUGCAUGAAAAUCUUGAAUAAAUGCAUCACAGUCAAAACCC
Molecule: messenger RNA, 751 nt
Organism: Hemicordylus capensis (graceful crag lizard)
Lineage: Eukaryota; Metazoa; Chordata; Lepidosauria; Squamata; Cordylidae
Product: lysozyme C, milk isozyme-like
Exons: 4
Coding region: 45-485 (146 amino acids)
Molecular function (GO): lysozyme activity
Source: RefSeq, a predicted model, not a curated record